Molecule: messenger RNA, 585 nt
Organism: Trichomonas vaginalis G3
Lineage: Eukaryota; Parabasalia; Trichomonadida; Trichomonadidae
Product: HNH endonuclease family
Exons: 1
Coding region: 1-585 (194 amino acids)
Source: RefSeq, a predicted model, not a curated record
AUGUACGCUGAACUUGUUGGUCAAGAUGUAUGGAAAGAAUGUUUACAAGAUGAAGAGUAUGAAAUUCACUGUUCUGAGCCUUUUGAAAUAAGGAAGAAAGAAACCAAGAGAAUUAUACAUGAAUAUAACAGAGGAAUAGGUUAUAUUUGUGUAACAUUAAACCUCAAAAAGUACCAAAAACAUGUUCUCAUAGCUACUCAUUUUAUUUCCAAUCCGAACAAUUUACCGUGUGUGGACCAUAUAAACCAUCAAAGAGACGACAACAGAAUCUCAAACCUUCGUUGGUGUUCUAGAUCUGAAAACAAUAGAAAUAAAAGCAAGUAUGGUGAUAUAGUUUAUGAGUUCGUUGAUGAAAUAUCUGACGAAGCAAUUGAAAUAAACUCUUAUGGAAAGCAUGACUUAGAGUUCUACUACUAUGUUGAGAAUGAGGACGCAUUCUAUUACUAUACAGGAGUUAACUAUAGAAAAAUGCAUGUUUGUUUCCUAAAAUCAGGAAUUGCAUAUGUUACUUUGACGGAUACUGAAGGAAAGAAAGUUCAAGUUCGUUUAAACGUUUUCAAGAGGUUAUAUGAUAUUCAGUUUUGA